UCCUUAUACAUAUUUGGUCUCGUGUCUCACCUUGUACCGAAUCGGGCCCUCGUCCUCCAACUCCUCCGUCGAAUCGCGCGCACGCGCCUGUUUUGAAAGUGACAGCGCGCUUUUGACAGACCAACCACAAGCACACAUCCAUCGUCGCGAGCCAGUCGCAGUGAGCGAGAAAAUAUUUUCGUCCUCCGAUCGGUUUGCGGUAGUGUUACUACACACACCAAAGAGCACAACGGCGAAUGAAGCAGCACGGCGUUUAUUCCGCGCGUUCAUCCGCAAUACGAUAUACUUCUGAGCGCCAUAAAUGUGAAGAGAAUGGUUACGAUGUUUAAGCGAUCGCUCUCGUGGUUUAUUCUCGGCUGCACGCUGCUGGAGUUCGUAGCGAAGACGCAGCUCACGACGUACGACAGCAGCCACGGCUUCAUAAACAACAAUCAUGACAGGUACCUGGCCAAAGAAAUCUCAUCAAUUCAAGAUGAACUUACUGAUAUCCGAGGGGUCAUGAUUAACAGCAAACUCAAUUCCAAACUACAAAUUAAGUUUAAUCCAGAAGUUUUGGACUUUAAGCAGAGGCACUUGGGGGUGCCUCACUUGGAGAAGGUGAUGUUGUUCAACAUUGAUUCUAACUACAGUGUUGAUAUGACAUCUAUUUCUGGCAGUACUGUUCAUUUUCAUAGUUCCUUUUUUGAAAAUAAGAAAAUUCCCCCAUUGGGCAACACAACCUUUAAUGUGGUGUUCCUUGGCAGGGAGGAAGGUUCUGUAGAAAGUAAUUUAUUUAUUCAUACGACGCAGGGCCACUUUAAGUACCGCGUAAAAGGUGAUAGUGUUUUCAGUCCAUAUCGCCUGCGCCCAAUUGUCAACGUCAAACUCCCUCUCAAUUCUUCAUUUUCCCCCGUCAUUUACUUCCACAAUCCGUUUCAAGAGUCGCUGCAGAUUGUAGAAAUCUAUUGCAGCGGUGGUGACUUCCAUCUGGAGUUGCCCAGUGGAGAAAUGGAAGGUCCCAAGGAUAUGUGGGAGGUAGCACCGUUUGAAACAAAGGCGAUUAUUCGCGUGCGUUUCUUCGGCGAGACCGAACAUAAUCACACCUCUUAUGUACGCAUCAAACUCAACAACUCUGAGGAUUUAGUUGUACCCUUAGAGAUUCAAGUCACUCCAGAUGCUGUACUUUACCCACCUCAAGGGUAUGUUGACUUUGGUAUCGGGGGUUCAAAGGAAGGAUUCAAGACAAAACGGUUGUCGCUGUGCAAUCCGUUUAAGAAAGCUGUGCGCAUUGCGUCGAUUAACAGUGGGUCGAAGAGUGUGACUCUGGAAAUGUUGGAGUCGAUAAUACCGCCAGCGAAAGAUGACAGUGUGCGAUGCGUUGAGGUCGCUAAACUCGUACUCAAUUGGAAAAAAGCGUACGAGAACAAAGACUUCUACGGGAAAAUUGUAGUCAAGUAUAAAAACGCGAAUAGGAAGACGGAGGUACCCUAUUAUGCGACUAUAAUCGACGGUGGGUUUACGUUCAACGCAUCGCAGACGACUUAUUUUAUCCAAAACUACAACAACAAACAAGACCGACCCGAAAAUCGUCGCAUUAGCGUCAAGAACGAUUUUCAAUCACCGGUGAAACUUCUAAAUGUCUCACUUCCAGCGGAUGCCCGACAUUACUUUCAGGUGACCGACUUCAGUCCAAUCGUAAUGCGGCACGCUGAUGAACGUGUCGUGUUCACGCUCAAGUUCAACCCUGGCGUCCAAGCGACGCAUAUGAAGCUUAACACAUUUAUUCAAUUACACACGAACAUCUCGAGUCUGCAUAUUCCCCUAGUCAGUUACGAUGGAAAACUGGACUUGAAGCUGCCGCAUAAAAGCAAGGACAACUCGAUGGACUUGGGCUUGAUUAGCGUCGAGUCGAAAAAAGACUCGUACAUUUUGGUGGUGAAUAAAAAUCCGAUUGCGAUUGAUAUUAAGCAGGUCACCACUUCGAUACCAUCCGGGCAGGUUGAAUUAAUGGGAUGUGGGAAGGGGAAUUAUGAGACCGCAUUGCUGCAGGAGUCUUAUGCGAAUAUGACGAAAUGUGAGCGAUUGCGGAGUAAGGAAUACGCCAUUUUGAAACUGUCUGUUAGGUCGGGGCGGUCGGAAACGCAAAUCUGGGGAGAUAUUUCGAUAAACACCCAAUUUGAACAGUUGUCGAUACCGGUUCACUUUAAGAUUGCCGCUGGAAAGCUCGAGAUUGGACCUGAUCGACUUGUAUUCGAUCAAUGCUUUCCUUAUAAAAUCUGUUCACAUCCGCUUCGGAUACAUUCUUCUUUUGACCACCCCAUGGCCAUCGAGGAAAUCCUUAGCAUACCACCAGAUGAACGCAUCACAUUUGCACGAAAUCACGAAUGCAAACAUUUGGGUCACAUUCCUGGCCGUGCUACGACGGUAGUGGGGACACUGCAACUGGAUCCCAAUCAAAGAUGUGAUCAAGAGUGCUAUCUGGGGAUACAAGACGCCGAAACCAGAGUCUAUUGGCGCAGGUCGAUCGGGCUCCAGCCGACGUCCACCUGCGACUUGGAUCUGAAUCUAGUCAAUAUCUUGUAUCACCGGUAUUUGAACGAGACUGCGCAUGGUGCUGCUCAGUGGCAAAACCUCACCAUGCGUAUGGACACAUCCGAAGUAAAGGGUCAUCUGUUUAAAACCCGCGUUAAAAUGAGCUGGCCUACUCUGAUCGUGAACGAAACGUUUGAGAAUAAAUCAGCGGUUACGUUCCCAUUAACGCAAGUCGGCAACACAACGUACAAAAAUGUAACCAUACGGAAUCCGGCGAGUUUUGAUCUCCUGAUACAAAUUGUGAUGGAUUCAGUUUAUCCACGCUUUGAUAUCUUGUUUGAGGGCUUGCCGCCCGUGUUUGUAUCGCAUAGUCAUGACACGUUUGUCAAAGGGAAGCACGGUUUCUUUUUGGAGACGAAUGAUGUCAACGAGCAAUUUCCCACAGCGUUUAAAAAUUCUUUAACUGUGCAGUUGAAACCCAAUGAAGAGUUUGUGUUCAGGGUUGGAUUCAAAGCAGUUGAUUCCAAUCCGAACCAAGCUUUCUUGAUUGUGAGGAACAAUUUGACCAUUGUGGAAAUGGUCCAGUUGUCCGGCAGAGGUGCGUUGCCACACUUUAAGUUUGGCAAUCGAAAACCGGGCAGUUUGCAGCAACCGCUGCUCUUUGAGUUUGGGGAGAAACAUUUAAAGGACUGUGAUUUGGCUGUCAAAUCAAAGUCCGGGAGUAUCCCGAUUAUAAGCUUAAAGCGGUCGUUUACUGCGAAGAACAACGGCGAGAUUCCCAUCUUUAUAAAUAAUUUUUUUAUCAAUCAAAUGUCCUGUGAGGGAUACGGAUUUAAAAUCCUGAAUUGUGAACCCACAAUUCUAUUGCCCAAUGGAACAAAAAAGAUUGAUAUUGAAUUUACGCCGGAUUAUACCCUUGCAAAAGUCACACGGACUUUGAUAUUGGACACUAGUCUCAACUUUCCGGUGAAUUACACUCUGGUGACCACCGUACCUUCAUAUUAUCUGUCUGUAUGCUCUAGUGCGAUUGAACGCCCCGAGUGGGAAUACAAUAUGUACGUAUUAGCUUCGAGUAUCAUGGUCUUUGCGUUGACCAUCGCGCUGCUGGUAGCUGUGAUGGAUUCGGACAAGAUAUGUCAAGAAGCUGUCAUACUUUUAUCACCACAAAAUAAUGUCCAGCACACGUUGGAUUUGCGAUCAAUUGGCGCGCAAACUCGCCAAGAACUGCAGUCAGUCAAGCCGGAAGCGGAAGUACAGAACAAGCAGGACAAUGUACUUAACUCGGAGGAUAAAAAUUCUCCGGGCGUGAAGCAAGAUGGCGAAAAGUAUACGGCUGUGGUACCUACAACUGGUAAAACUAAGAAGAAAAACCGAAAGUUAUCAGAUCAACAGGAGCGUGAUAAAGAAAAUCACAAAAAACAAUGGAUGGAGGCACAAAAGUUGAAACACGAGGAGCAGAAGCAUGUUCAGGAGGAAGCCAACGCCAAGAAACACCUCAAGAAACAUGUAAAUAAUGUUUCGAAGAAAUUAGAGGUGAAGACUCCAGCGCCACCUAUCGUUCCAGAGGAAGAGACUUCAUCGACAACGACUGAAAGCAGCCAUAGUAAUCAGAGCAAUAGCAACGAAGAGAAAAAGGCGAAGAAGCAGGUGCCGGUCAUCGAAAAAAUCACGCCUUGCGUUCAAGAGAAGGAGAAUGUUUACAGCAAGACACAACAAACACAACGCACUGCGAAAAUUGGUAGAAUUGGUAAGCCUGUCGUCACACCGCCGAUUACUGCAGAGAAGGAAAUCAGCGAGAAGGUAAUCAUCGAAAAAGUCAAACCAAAUCGUCGUGAACGACGCGAUCGUGAAAAGAGUACGACAUCAACGAAGACUCAAAAUGGCGACCGUAUGCACAAGGUUUGUGGGAUGGGACAUCCGGAUAAAGAUAAAGAUCGUAUAAGUCCUAUGCAACUGAGUCAGUCUCAGUCCGGGUCGAAACCAGCGUCACCAGUUCCAAAUUCCAUCUGGAACGAGAACAAGGCGUCGUUUAGCGAUGUCGUUGGAAGAUGUGAAACCCCAUCUACAGCUACGGCAACCGCUUCCCCGGGAAGCGUCACCAAAACCACCAGUCUCACAACUAAACCCACCAUGUAUGUGGAACCAUACAAACAGGCUUUUGUCCCACCUCCUCCUCCUCCCUUGCUUCAGCCCCAAUCACAAAACACUUACACCCAACAGCUUACGCACUCAUUGUCACACACACAUUCGCCCAAGUUGGCUCCGAUUGGUUCGCGCGGCGGCAGGUCCGAUAAUAAUUCAGACUAUUCCCGGUUUUAUCACGCGGCAAUCGAAAGUACCAACUGGUUCUUGGAUGUGGAUCAGCCACAUCAUACACAGCAACCAAAUUUAAACACUAACAAUACUAACAAUCCCUGGUUGUUGAAUGCUAACCAACCUGCGAUCUGGGAGAAUCCAAGCUAUGCAGCUCCUAUCAUGAAUGACGCAAAUUCGGCAACCACGAAUUCAAAUUAUUUGUGGGGAUCAUCAGUCUGGGAGCCGUGGACACCUCCGGUUCAAGAGACGUGGACUCCUUCCACACUUCGGACGCCUCCGGGUUUUGCCCCGCAGAGGUCUCAGGAGGAGGAAGUCAUGAACCAUCGUGUUGAACCGAUAUUAUUACCGUCACAGGUACAACAACAGCAGCAGCAGCAGCCUCAUCAACAACAACUGGAACGUAACGGGAACUUCAACCCGUUUGCCUAUCCCAACAUAUGGACUGGCUCGGUGCAGCAUACUGAUCCAUGGUUACCCCGUGGCCAGUAAAUGCAGUAGAUUGGAAGAUUUUGAUGUUUGAUGUUGAUUUGCUGCACGUCUAUACUUAAUUUCGACUUGUCAUGCAAAUGUGUGUGUGUGUAAGUUGUCGGCGGAGAUGUUUAAACUGUUUAACGUAAUUCUGAAGACUGUUCUGUGGAUCACUUUUACUCCCCAUGGCCCAUUUACUACUCUGGCAUACAUAGGAUGCUUACUUUGUUGAUAACGAUACAACAUUCAGUUAAAUAAAUGUGAAUGCAAUGCAAA
Molecule: messenger RNA, 5571 nt
Organism: Dalotia coriaria
Lineage: Eukaryota; Metazoa; Arthropoda; Insecta; Coleoptera; Staphylinidae
Gene: Tmem131
Product: Transmembrane protein 131
Exons: 10
Coding region: 313-5316 (1667 amino acids)
Cellular component (GO): membrane
Source: RefSeq, a predicted model, not a curated record